Dentiscutata heterogama is the source of this 617-nucleotide messenger RNA. NCBI's taxonomy places the organism in Eukaryota, Fungi, Glomeromycota, Glomeromycetes, Diversisporales, Gigasporaceae. The record is from the annotation of a GenBank genome assembly.
UUAAAAUUUUGAAAUCUGGCAAAGUAACACUUGGUCAUAUUUCAAUAUAUUGGGCAUGGCUUAGAAAAAUUAUCAACGAAUUACCUGAUGAUGAUGAUUUUUUAGAUUUUAAAGACCUAAUGUUUGAUGAAAUCGAUAAUAGAUGGGAGAAAGUUUACAAUCCAAUUUUUUCUAUUUUGCUUAUUAUAUCCAGAAAAGAUAAUGAUACAUUUAUUGAUGAAUGGUUAAUGUAUCAAAAUUAUAAAAAAAUUUUUAAAAAAGAUUCAUUAUUUAACCAUCCUAGUAUUGCCAAAUCGCCUUUAAGGUAUUGGCGAACUGUAUUAAUCUAUGCACCAAAUUUAGCUGAGUUCGCUUAUAGACUUUUUUCUAUACCACCAAACUCAGCAAUAUCUAAAAAAAGUAAAGUAGAUAAAAUUAGUUUGACAUCAACAACUAAUAUACAAGAUAAAGAUGACAAAUUAGGUAAUUGUAAUUAUGAAGUAGAUAAGAUAAUAAGUAAUUUAGAACAAGUUUUUUCAAACAUAAUUGAUGAUAUAGAGGAUUUAGAUCCAGAUAAUCGAAAUAACUUACCAACUAUCUCUCUUUUCAAAUUUUUUAAUCCUCAAUUAAUUCAUAAU